Messenger RNA from Plectropomus leopardus (leopard coralgrouper), 2286 nucleotides. Lineage: Eukaryota; Metazoa; Chordata; Actinopteri; Perciformes; Serranidae. The record is from RefSeq and is a predicted model, not a curated record.
GAGAAGGAGAGGAAAAAAGAGGAGGAAAAAGUGGAGAAGCGAGAAAAGAAGGGUGAGAAAGGAGUGAAGGAGAGGAUAAAAGAGGAGGAGGAGGUGGUGGUAGAAAACAGGACGUUACCGGCUGUCAAAAAGGAGGAACAGGAUCAUCCGCCUCUCUCGUCUCAGCCCGCGCUCUCAGUGGACUCGAGCAGUGCGAGAGACAAAGAGGUGGAGAAAGAGAGGGCCAAAGAAGGAGGGAAGUCUAAACAACAGGAUUCACCUCCUGCUAAGGUGAAAGUAGAACCCCCUGCGCCUCCUCUUUGCAAGAAUAAAUCACCGUCACCUCUCUCUCCUGCCCCUCAUCCUCCUCAUCAGGACACAAAACCCAAAGCAUCAAAGCACCUUCAUCAUCGCCACCAUCACCAUCAUUCGGACAGCAGAGUGAAGUCUUCCUCCUCUUCAGCUCCUAAAUCACCCGCCUCUAAGUCUUCCUCUUCUUCAGCUGUUCGCUCCUCUUCUGCUGCUCCCUCUCUGUCCUCUACCUUUUCUCCGUCUCCUGCUCUGUCCCCCUCCGUGUCAGCAACUGCAUCAUCUACUAGUACUCCUCCCAAGCCUGCUGCAGACUUCUCUCUCCCUCCUUCCACUGUCUCUUCGACUUCCCGUCUGCCUUCCUCCUCUCCGUCAGACCGGCCAAAAGACAAAGACUCGCCUUGCCUGAAGCCAGACGUCCCCUCGGACACACGGACACAAGAGGUUAGAGCGCCACACAGGUCACCAUCUGCGGAUUUACAAACCUCUACGAGCUCACAAGCCGACACACGGACAUACGCUCAAACGGCGACAGACUCACGGACACAAACACUCCAAGAGAGAUGGACUCACAGUGCCGACUCCAGGACGGAUCCACAGAUGCAUCCGCCACAGGACGCUGCGAGGCAAGGAAUUUACAUGCAGCAAUACGCACCCCAGCAUCUCCCGCCGCCUCCUCACCUCCCUCACAUGCUUCCCCCAUCUUUCUCCCCUCUCCUGCCACACUCCCAUCUCCCUCACAGACCUCCAGUCCUCCCCCCAAAUCCGCUACCCAGUCCGCCUCUCCCCACACAGCAACCUCUGAACUCUUACCUCAGUCAGAAAGCGCCGCCACAUUCGGUCCACAUGAGUCAUCUGCAUCACCAACCGAACAUCACCGCGCAGUCUCAGUCGUACUACCAGCCUCCGCUCAUCGCCGCCCCGCGUCAACCAAACACUCCCCUCACCAGCGCCCAGUCUCUCCCCCCUCACCUCUCGCCCCAUCAGUUCGCCCCCCACGCCAACACCUUCUUCCCGCCUCAGCAUCCCCACUUCUCCCCGCACCCGUUCCUCCCCCCUCAGUCUUACCUCUCCCAACCGCCAGGCUCGUACCCGCUGCAACCGCCAUACCAGUCUUUCCCUCACCCGCCUCCUCCUCCUUCCUCUUCGCCGCCUCCCCCUCCUCCUUCUCUUCCGCCUCCUCCUCCCCCUCAGCCUUCCCCGUCUGUCCUCCCCUCUCCCCCAGAAGCAUGAAGAGGAAGAGGAGCAGAAAUAGAUUUUAUAGUUUUUUUGUACAUAAUGAUGCCGUUUUUAAAUGUUUUAUUUUGGUCGUGUUGUGAAACGAUGUAAAAAGGAAAUAACGAGGAUGUAUCGGUAUGAACACGGUGUGGUAGUUUAUGAAGCAGAGUCGGACUUUAUUCACCCCAGACCUCUUUACUGGGCUGGUUUAGAUUGUACUCUUUAGUUGUACUCAGAAGUACUGAGAGUUGAUUGCAUUUAUUGAUAGUUUUGGCCUUCGGUCAUGUGUGGCUACACUAUUCAGGCUCAAGGUUUGAACGAGCUCCCUCGUCUGCCAAACUGCUGUCUCGUUCUUUUGUUUGAAGUGAGCUCUCAAAAGUAGGAAGGAAAGAAGAUAUUUACAUAAAAAGGUCCAGAUGACGACCUUUUUGUGAAACUUGCAGCUAAUGCUUCCAUUUUUGUGGCUUUUUUUCUAGUAUAUUCUAUGUGCCCAAGACUGUUUCUGGAAUAAUGAUGGGUCAAAUUGUGAUAUUAUACAGUACUUUGUUGUAUUGAUGUAAUAUUGCUACAUUUCCUCCACAAUAUUGUAUCGAUACAUCUUAUUUAAUACAAUGUAUCGCAGUAUGUUUCCCUGAUAUUGUAUUAUGAGCAAUAAUGCUCCGCAAUAAUCUGCUGAAUAUAAUUGCAUUUCCCCAUUAUUGUGGUAGGGUGACGGCACUUAUCAGUAUUUUUAUUCUGAUUUCUAAGCUAUUGAUAAAGAGACAUUAAUGUCCUGUUGAA